Symbiodinium sp. CCMP2456 is the source of this 6435-nucleotide messenger RNA. Lineage: Eukaryota; Dinophyceae; Suessiales; Symbiodiniaceae. The record is from the annotation of a GenBank genome assembly.
AUGGCUCCUUCCCGAGGAGCGCGGAACCCGUCUGCGCCCUGCACCUUGGAGUGGCGCAGCCGAGCAUCGAAGGCACCAAAUCGUGCCGUACCUCGAGUCGCGCUUUGCUUGCUGGGUGUGCCUCGGUUCUUUGAUGAUACAGCACAGCUGCUGAGGCGGAAUCUCCUCGACCGCGUGGGGCGGCCUGCCGACCUCUUCACCUUCGUGACUGCCUCGCGGCGACCUGCGGCACCAGAUUGCCCGCAGCCACAUCGCCUGGUUGAAACGGUUCCGGGCGAUGGUCGGCUCAGCGAGGAGCUGCGACGUGUGGCGCCCUCCAGCGAGGAGGGCCAGGGCCAGAACUUCGAGCCUGGACGCUUUGCCGGCGACGGCGCGUCGCUGCUGACGGCAUCAGAAUGGCAAGAGCUGGAGGUGCUUCUCCAGGACGCCGUCGCGGGGCAGGUGGCCUGGGGCGAUCGACCAAUGGAGUUGCUGAGCAAGCACCCGGCGGCGGCCUGGCGCCGGGUGGCGGCGCGGCCGGGGCCGUGGCUCGGGGGUCUGGCGCAGAGGCCUGAUGUCGGCCAUGACGAUAUCACAGGUUCUUCGCCGACUGCGCGGACCUCAGACGAUUCCAGGAAGGCGCGGAGCUCUGGCAUCCGCUUCACGGACGGCAGCUCAGGACACCAGGUACGCCCAAGCGCCGGACUGUCCCAGCUGCGUACCCUCCAGUGGUGUGCGGAUGCUGUCAAGUGGCAUGAAAACAAUUUUCUCAACUUUUCGUACUCCCACGUUCUUUUCGCCCGCUGGGACCUGCACUGGCUGAUUCCUUUUCCUGGCCUCGAGCUGCUGCAGGAGAUUGACUCGGAGGCCAUAUGGCUGCCGAAGGUACAGGGCGAGUUCUUUGCUAAUGAUCGCUUUGCAGUCGUACCAAGGCCAAGGCUGGCAGUCUACUUUGAAGGUUGGAAGCUCUUGGUCUCUGGUGACGCAGAGGAUGCUUUGAAGAAGCAUAUGCCCCGAGUGGGCACUCCUUUUUUCCUGCAAGACCUCCUGGUCUACGAGGGCUUCCUGCACCUACGCCUGGUCUACGCUGGGGCGCAUACUAUGGCCCUUCCUCCACUCUUCUAUGUGUACUGCCGUCCAUCGUCGGAUUCCAGGACGUUUCGGAGCCUGGGCUUCUUCGACUGCUCGCCUCUGGCAGCCAUGGCAGACGUGACGGCCAAGGGCGGCGGCGACGAAGCCUCUGAGGCAGUUGAAACUGCACUUGGCGGCGCCAAGUACAGCAACGAGGUCACUUGGGUGAUUAGCACGGACUCCGCGCUCAGAGGCUUUGAGCAAGGAGAGUCCAGGGUCGAAGAAGGGUCCGAGCAACUCAUGCGGCUGCUACGACCUCGCUUGGAUCGCCUUCGUGGCAAUCCGGAGGACCAAUCAGAUCCGGUCACUUGGACAAAGGACGAUCUUUUCAGUGCAGUGUUCCUGUCCACGCAGAUGGAGGUCAGCACAGCCUUGCAAAGGGGGCAAUGCCAAAACCUGAAUGACUGGAGGAGGAUGGGCUACGUUUGCAGCCGCUUCCUCACAGUGAUUCUUGAGCUCGCUCCACGCAGGCAUGAAUUCUACAGAGAUGCUGCUAACGUGGCCCGUGCAGCGGUGCUCGCUGCGCCGUUGUUUCUAGAGCACUGGAUCCGCCUCGCCAUCGUAGUCUCACAUCCCGCGCUGGAAAUGCCUCUGGAAGCGGAGAUGCUUGUCAGACAGGCAAUGCUCCUGAACGACACGCACUACUGCUUGCGAGGCCUGGAGCGGAUGCUGUUGCCGAGCGUCCGCGAAGCAGGCACCGGGCGGUCUCCGGAUACCAACCUCCUGGAGCGAGCCCUUGGAGGGGCCAAUGCCACAAGGCGGGCAACUUCAACCAGCAGAGAGGCUGUUCUUUGGGGACGCAUGAUGCGACGCACGCAGCGCCGCUGUGGAUCCCCUGAGGCAGCAGCCAGCAAAGAAGGCUUCAAGUCAUGGAUGCUCUACGAGGCGCUUCUUCGCAGAAGAGGCUGGCUCAUAGCGGCGCUCGGCGUCUGCUUGCAUCUAGAGGAGCUUUACUUGACCGACGGCCGGCCCGAAGCACUGCGCGUGCUGGGCGAGGCCGUGCGACAGGUCCGCAAAUGCCGGGAUCCACUGGAAAGCCUGCUCUUUCAUUCCCAUGCUGGCUUCUGGGGUGCCGACUUGUACGCCGCGGACUUCGAGCACCGAGCGCCUUCCGCGAGGGAGCUCCUCUCGGAGGAAUGGCUCAGGGAGCAGGAGGCUGCAACCUACGAGGGCGGGCGGGACCUGGUCGCAGGGCACAUGCAGACAUUGGCAUUCAGCCGGGUCCUCAAGCUACUCCGCUGUGUACCGGACGAUGGUCGUGUCAGGAACCGCGAUGGCAGCAAAAAGGGUGCCAACUUCUGUGACGAGGAGGAAGAGCAGCAGGAUGGGUGGACGGGUGUCUAUCAUGCCGUUGAUGGCGACCUCGACCUCGGAGCGAAUGCUGACGCAGAGCUGCAACAGCAACAUGAUGAACAGGCUUUGGGCCAGGACUUUGUCGAAGAAUCGCCGACUCAUCUUGCCGACCGCCUCGACCGCAUCGUGCCGGAGGGAUGUGUGCAACCUCGGGCUCCAACAGAUUGCUCUCGCGCCCCUGUCAUGGAGCGUGGCGGCAGCAUGAAGUCCUUGCAGAGUGUGGUGCAGAAAGAGGUCCUUUCGAGGAUGUCUUCGAAGAUCCUGGCCACUUCGGAAAACGAGCAUCCGUGGUUUUCACCCGACGACUGCUGCCGGUUCGCCAUUGCCUUUUUCUGUGCAGCCAUGUCCAUGUCGAUCGGCAUCGUCCAAGCUACGCGCGGUUGGCAAAGGCUUGUGAGAUGUGGGGCAGUGAUGGUGUGUACAGCGACGUGGGCAAGUUGCGUCUACACGGCCGUCAGCAGUGGCAACACGGGGUGGAGGCUGGGUGCCAGUCUGGUGCAUGUGGUUGAGUCUACAGCCACCAUUGCCCUCUUGCUCCGUACAAGUUGCAGCGCUAGGUGCGAUGUGGUGGUGAUCGUGAUGUGCCUUGUGAGCUGGUUCAUGUGCCAUGCAGCGCAGCUUCGGCUUCUGUCCAUGGCCAGCAUCGAUCCGACCUGGCAAGCUUACCUUCUUCCCUGCUUUCAACGCCUCUACCGUGCAGCAUGGUGUCCGGGCAGUUUCGGUGAGGCAGCGGAUCGCUGGGCUUGUGUCACUGCUUUCGCUGGGCAGGUCACGCAAGAGGGUGAUGCGUUGUAUGUCGUCAUGGGUGGAACCCUGGUACUGGGAGCUUUCUCGCCCAUGGUGGAAGUCUUCCUCCCAGGUCCGGACUGGUUGCUACCACAGCUGUUCAGCAGCAUCGCAAGCUUCUUCCUCAUGGUCUACUUGAUCAGGAGCGGGGUGGAGGUAAGUGAAAAGUGCCAGAGGGCAGCUAUCUUCAUCAACAGCAUGCAGGGGAGCCUUUCUGCAGACCGCUGGGCUGAACAUCGCUUGUUGGUUAGCUACAUGGAGAGCAGUGAUGCCGGAAUCUUCGUUGCGGGUGCCAAGCUUACGCGCUUUUGGUUUUCGCGUGUCCGAUCCCUCAUGAUGAGCAGUGCUUUGUUCCUGGUUUUUCGAUUCCAGACGAUGCCCGAAGACCAUCGAGAGCAGCUGACGCAACAAUGGGGCGAGCCUGACAUGGAAUGGAUCCAAUAUGACUGGCCGUCAUCAGGAUUUGUCAUAGCAUACUUUGCUGCACUGUCGUACUGGCAGCCUGCAUUAGCUGAUGUGGACAGCGAUGCUUGUUUCGCAGCGGACAUGAACAACGCAACAGGCCACAGCAUGCUGCUGAACGCUUGCCAUUGGGGAAGGCAGCUCCGGUCAAGGCGCGAUGCACUGACCACUCCGAUCAUCCGAGACAGGGUGUUUCUGAUGGUCACAAACGCUGAGCGGAAUCGCGCAGAGAUCGCUUCUUUGCGGCAUGAGAUCUCCUCGUUGCUCCAGACCAACGGCCAGUUGCACCAGCAUCUAGGACAACUGAACAGUUUUCUGCCCGACGCAUCCGUCGCAGCAAACUCGCAAGGAGGCGCAUCUGCUGAGGCGAGUCUUCGACGCUCGCGGGAGAACUCAGAGGCGCCAAGGCCGUAUGGUCACAUGCGUUCGGACCCAGGUGCCAGUGGUCUGAGUUCCCCACGUGGUGCUGCAGCACUUGCUUCACUGCUGCGCGAGCGUGACGACCUGCAGCAGCGGUUGCAGGCCACGGAGCUUGCGCGGUGUGCUGCCCAGCAGCGCCGAGCCACCGCAGAGGCCGCCCUGCGCCGUUGUACGGAGGACUUGGAGUGGCAGCGCAAGCGGAUAGCUGCACAAGAAGCUGGACAAGAUCAGCCUUUCGGCGAAGCCGAGCUGCUUCGAAAACAACUUCGAGAGGCCCAGGACAAGAUUGCAGAGCUUGAUGUUAUCCUCUCUGCCAGGAGUGAGCGAGUACGUGCUAACGAGCGGGAUUAUGCCGAAGCGCGAGUGGAGUUUGACGCCCUUUCCGUUGCCAAUGAUGCAAUACAGAAAGAGCUCGAGGCCACUCGCAGCCGCAUCGCCUCCGAGCAGCAAGGCUGCCAGGCAGCCGAGUCGGAGCUCUCCGAGUUCCAGGCGCGGAUGCGUGCCGAGGAAAUGGAGUUUGCGGCAGAGGUGGAGACGCUGGGUUCGCGCCGCAGCAGCUUGGAGACAUCGCUGCGAGAGUCUUCUGCAAAUUUGGCGGACAUGGAAGCCGAAGUUUCUGCUGCCCGUGCUCAAAGUUUGGGCCUGCGCGCACAGCUGGAGGUGCUACAAGCUGCACGAGAUGAGAUUGUGUCACAAGAGCAUCAGGCGACUAUCCAACAGCGGGCAGAGGUCAACAUGGUUGCUUGCAGUGCUGAGUCAGUCGACACUGUGCUUGCCGCAAUCGCGCAGCCUUCAUGCCGGACAUGCAGCAUUGCUUGGUCGGUUAAGUUCACGCACCUUGGCACUCAGCAUUUCGUUUGCAAGGAGACCUUGCAAAGCAUGGCCUUCUCUCGACGGACUUGGCUGACCCUCUGCAGUCUGACCUUCGCGCAGGGAGUGGAGAACGCAACUUGUGGUGCCGAUGGCUCCUGCGAUCCAAAUUCCUUGCUGCAGACAGUGCACAAGGGGCGGCAUCUCUCCAAGGGCUGUGUAGUCGGUGCCCACGUGACUUGCCCAGGAAGCGAUGUCAGCUGCGCUGGAAACCAAUGCUGCCCCCCAGUUCAACCCGGGGGUCCCUCGGUCAUUUGCCCAUCUGCUUCUCCGGACUUCACUGGUUGCGGCGACCCGGUGAAAGUGGAGGACUGCGUGUCAGGUGACACCCCGGCCCCAGCCCCGGCACCAAGCCCGCCAGCUCCUCCAGCUCCAGCUCCUGCCCCUUCUCCUCCACCCGACACCGCCGCAUCUUUGACGAUGCGCAUCGUCAACAAGGAGUGGUCUGAUGGCGUGGUGUUCUGCCGUGGUCCGCAAGAUGCGCUGAGCACGGUCUAUCUGGAUGCGGCGUUGACCCAAAGCGUCCGCAAUUCACCUGUGGAUUGCUCCGAGGGAACUGGGAACGACCAGUAUGGAAGUGGUGUCCCAGAUCUGACGACCCUGUGCAUGGGCCUCAAGAAGGGCGAGUCGAUCGAUCUCUUCUUCGGUGAAGGUGGAAACUGGCCUUCCGGCACAUGCUGGUUCCAGGAUAUCGCAUCGAAUCAGCAGCACUCGCUGUCCAUGGGACCUCAAUACCAGAGCCAAGUCGAGUUCACGAUUACCACUGUCGUGUCCUGGGAUCUCACCUCGGUAGAAGGAGUGUCUGGAGGUGUCACCAUGAAUUACACAGAUGGCAAUGGAAAGAAGACCGAUGUGGUUGCCUUGCCUGGCAAAUUCACCGGAUCUCUCUUGAAGAUCCAGCCUGCUCCUGGCAUUGGCUUCCCUACAGUUCUGGCUGACAAGCACGUCUAUGGCGAAUGCAACUGCCCCGUCUUCUCGCCGGAAAACCCAAGCUGCAAUACGGAUGCUUGCUACACUGGCUGCCCCGGAUCCCUGGCCGACAACCCUUGCGGUCAGCACCGCUGUCGUCAGUGGUAUGCUAAAAGCUAUGAGACCUCGGAGAGCUAUUGCGGCUGGCUCUAUGCAAACAAUGCUGAGACCUACUGCUGGGCCAUGGAUGAAUGGAAGUGCAUUGAUGCGACCUGCGGCUAUGGCGCUAGUGACCAGCCCAGCGAGGACUGCAGCGCAGUGCUCGGAAACCCGAACUUCCCGGCGAACACCUACAGCUGUGGCCACAUCAAAAACCAGCCUGCUUAUCCCAGCGGCGUGUGGUGGACCCACGCCGUCGGUUGCACCGACAAGCUCGUUCAGGGUGUUCCAACCAACCCUAUCUUGCCAAGAGCCGGUGGAGUUAUCGAUAUCAGCUUCGACAAUCUGCCCUGGCUCCACGAGUGA